ACUUGUCAUCCAUUGGUCACUGAGCAGGAAUUAACCGGAUGUAACAAUAUUAGUUUGACUAGAUUAGCCACAACAACAAAAACACCGUUAAGUUAUUAUUAAACAAGUGUGAUUACUCGAUAGUCCUGCGAAGAUAUCGCUUCUACAUGUUUCUUUUGAGUUACUGAGAAUAUUUCCAGCGGAGGUUUGCAGAACAGAGUGUAAUUAGACUUCAUUAGCAAUACGAACGAACUGUUAGCCACCGUGGAGCUAAAGCAGCUAACAGCAGAGAUCUUUGGCAUUUGGUAAAGUUUAUGGUUUAGUGCUACAAGUUGAGUAUACUUUCCAGGUUUGUGAGAUUGUGCUACCCGCACGUCGUCUGUGGACACCUCCUCCAACCUUGUUGUUCAUCUGAGGACCGAUAGACUGUGGACAGGUAGACCAAGGCACUAGAGAACCAGAAGAUACGGGUUAUAUGGCUAAAACAUCGAGCUACUAGAACAUGUGAAGGUUGCAGACAAUGAUUUAAAAGAAAGAACACCCAAAUGGAUAGAGGAUGUCUUAAGUGAUGAAAGUCAAAAAAGACAAACCCAGGGGACUCCAUUUGGAGCCCUCAAUACCUGCAACCUCCACAUCAGAACUGGAGCAGACACAAGAUGGCAAAAAUCCCAAGAAUCAGAUUUUGUUGAUUAAAGAAGAGGUUCUCCAUGACUGGAGCCCCAUUUUGGAUCAGCACGACCCAGAGCUCCUCCACAUAAAGGAAGAAAAGGAGGAGCUGUGGAUCAGUCAGGAGGAAGACCAGCUUAAUGCGAAGAGUGAAGAUGAAGAGAAACCUCAGUUAUCAGAGCUUCGUCAGCUCAAAAUUGAGACAGAAACUCCAAUCAGCAGCUCUACUGAACAGAUGGAAACAGAUUCUGGUGGAGAGGGCUGUGAAGAACCAGAAGAAGACAGGAACCCAAGUCCAAUAUGUUCUUUUCAACAAAAUGAGACCAUUAACAAGCAAGGCACAAGGCCUAAACUGUGUUCUAAACUCAUGUCUCUGACAGGAGAAAGGCCAUUUUUUUGCAGUGUUUGUGGCAAAAGAUUUAAACGUAAGACUAAUGUCAGAUUACACAUGAUGAUUCACACUGGAAAUAGAGAGUAUAGCUGUGAUGUCUGUGGCAAAGGAUUUAAAGAAAAACAUUAUCUUCAGACACACAUGCGACUUCACACUGGAGAGAAACCGUUUGCCUGUGAUAAAUGUGAUAAAAGGUUUCAUGCGAAGACGAAUCUUAAAACUCACCAGAAGGUUCAUUCAGGAGAAAAACCUUUUUCAUGUGACAUUUGUGGUACAAGAUUUAAGAUUAAGGGAACUCUUAAAAACCACAUGAGGAUCCACACUGCAGAGAGACCAUUUGUGUGUAGUGUGUGCAGUAAAGGAUUUUCCCUUCAAGUUCACCUAAAGAGUCACAUGUGUGUUCACACAGGAGAGAAGUUGUUCAUAUGUAGUGUUUGUACUAAAGGAUUUUCACAACAAAUUCAUCUGAAGAUUCACAUGCGCAUUCAUACAGGAGAAAAGCCAUUUAUUUGCAGUGUGUGUACUAAAGGAUUUUCACAGAAAGAGACUCUAAAGAGACACAUGUGUGUUCACACAGGAGAGAAACCCUUUAUUUGUAGCGUUUGUAGUAAAGGAUUUUCCCAAAAAGAGACUCUAAAAAGACAUAUGUGUGUUCACACAGGAGAGAAACCGUUUGUUUGUGGUCUUUGUAGUAAAGGUUUUUCACAACAAAUUCAUCUGAAAAGUCACAUGCGUGUUCACACAGGAGAGAAACCAUUCGUUUGUAAUGUUUGUGCUAAGGCAUUUUCAAAACAGGAGUCUCUAAAGAGACAUGUAUGCUCACUCAGGAGAAAAAAACGUUGAUUUGUAGUAAAGGAUUUUUAUACAUGUACUGAACACAGAAAUCUCAUUCAUAGCACCUUGAAACUAAAAGUGUGCAGUUUAUCCUCUUUCCUUCCUCCUAAAUCUUUCUCUAUACAGAUAUUGUAAAUAAUUGGUUAAGUAUUGGGGAGUUGUUUAAUUGUUUUUGAAGCUAUUAUGAUGUUUUGGUCUUGUCACUUGAUGUCAACAUAACAUUUUGGAAAGUAGGUGUCAUUUUUAUCCAAGCUUUUGGUUAGAAAGCAUAUACAUAUUCAAAGGUUUUACUGACAGUACUUAAGAACAUGUACCUCAGAUAUCAAUUGAACCCUCAAAGCAGUCUUUUCAAUGCCGGUGGCAGCCUGGGGUCUUAGAAGUAGAAAACCUUGGUAGCAUGUUAUUUAUCUGAAUAUUUGACAUGUGAAAAUUUAUUUUUUAUGGACUUGAAAAGAAGUGUCAUGAAGUGUGAUGAUCUUAUUUAUGCUUAAAUAAAAGUCCUCUUAUGUGGACUGUUAUAUAAGCAAACCACCAACCACAUAGGUCAUGUGGUUGGUGGACAGAGUAUAUAACAUUAUAUAAAACUUUGGUUCCUUGUUUUGAUAUUGUUUAGUUGUGCAUUGUUUUAUUUGUUAAUUGUCAUAUUUCUGUAAUAUAUGAGUGUAUCAGACUUUGUUCCAAGGAAUGCAUCCUAAUGAUUUUGUAAAGUUUUUUUAAUGACAAAUAAAGUUGAAUUAGAGAUUC
Messenger RNA from Girardinichthys multiradiatus, 2614 nucleotides. Its product is annotated as gastrula zinc finger protein XlCGF57.1-like. The transcript is spliced from 3 exons. Gene Ontology annotation, biological process: regulation of transcription by RNA polymerase II. Lineage: Eukaryota; Metazoa; Chordata; Actinopteri; Cyprinodontiformes; Goodeidae. The record is from RefSeq and is a predicted model, not a curated record. Gene Ontology annotation, molecular function: RNA polymerase II cis-regulatory region sequence-specific DNA binding; DNA-binding transcription factor activity. Bases 548 to 1879 code for a protein of 443 amino acids.